AUGGUGAAACCGGGAAGCACGGACUGCCUCCAAUCAACUGUCCGCUCGGUCUAUGGGCGCCAGCUCGGAGAUGUCCUAGAAAAGGCGAAAAACGUGGUAUGGUUGGGAACGGAAAAGAGGGAUCAUGCCAGGCGAAUGACACAGCACAUGUACCAAUACAAGUGCGUCAAAUACGUCUACAUCCCGGCCGCCGCGGAGGAAGGAGCCAUUGAGAGAUACGAGGAAUUCGGCUGGACGGUCACGACGAGCAAAGCCAUGAAAGACGUCGAAAAACGCAUUCAAGCUCUGGAGGCUCGUCGUGACCGUCCAGCCGAAUUCCUCGUAUCUCUCAAUGGCUCCUUCCUCCGCGGCGGCCGGGAUGUAGACGUAUUUGACGCACUUGUAUUGGUACAUGUACUGUGUCAUCCGCUUGGCAUGAUCUUUCUUUUCAGUUCCCAUCCAUACUACGUUUUUCGCCCCCCCCCACCUGCGUCGCCGCUCUUCAACAGUGCGCGCAGCCGACACGUCCGAGGGACGGCGAGAACGAGGCCUCACCACUGCACACCACAUUUAGUGCGGCUGCGAGUAUUUCCCUUACGACGUCGUCAUUGUUCGCGAAGAUGUCAUCGACAUAGAGUGACGACGAUUUCGCUUACGACCAUAUCACGUUGAAUACACGCCAUCCCGUCCGAUCUGGCAAGUUAAGCAACGUUGAGUCCAGUUAGUACUUGGAUCGGAGACGGCCUGGGAAUCCUGGAUGUUGUAAGCUUUUGCCUUUUUCAUCUCAAUUUAUAAAUAAUAUUGUUCUUUCUGUCGUUUUCCACAUAUUCAGGUGUUAUCUUGGUCAUUGAGGCCUUUAUUCGUUCACUCAGGCCCUUAUUUAUCCAUUUAGGGCCUUAUUCGUUCACUCCGGCCCUUAUUUAUCCAUUUAGGGCCUUAUUCGUUCACUCCGGCCCUUAUUUAUCCAUUUAGGGCCUUAUCCGUUCACUCAGGCCCUUUUUUAUCCAUUUAGGGCCUUAUUCGUUCACUCCGGCCCUUAUUUAUCCACUUUCUAAUUUUGGAAAGUCUCCUUUAGGGGAGACAAAAAAAACUAAUACCUAAAGAAAUGGGAUGCGUAUUAAUGCAGUUAUGCUCAGCGCAAGAAAUGAUGACAAUUCAGCAGUUAGCUGAUUGUCAUCAUUUAGUCGUAUUUGAGUCAAAACGGCCUCUAUUAGAACGUAAUAUUUUGGCUCCCGCAUUUAGGCCUCAAUGGAUAAAUAAGGGCCUGAGUGAACGAAUAAGGCCCUAAAUGGAUAAAUAAGGGCCGGAGUGAACGAAUAAGGCCCUAAAUGGAUAAAAAAGGGCCUGAGUGAACGAAUAAGGCCCUAAAUGGAUAAAUAAGGGCCGGAGUGAACGAAUAAGGCCCUAAAUGGAUAAAUAAGGGCCGGAGUGAACGAAUAAGGCCCUAAAUGGAUAAAUAAGGGCCGGAGUGAACGAAUAAGGCCCUAAAUGGAUAAAUAAGGGCCUGAGUGAACGAAUAAGGCCCUAAAUGGAUAAAUAAGGGCCGGAGUGAACGAAUAAGGCCCUAAAUGGAUAAAUAAGGGCCUGAGUGAACGAAUAAGGCCCUAAAUGGAUAAAAAAGGGCCUGAGUGAACGGAUAAGGCCCUAAAUGGAUAAAUAAGGGCCGGAGUGAACGAAUAAGGCCCUAAAUGGAUAAAUAAGGGCCGGAGUGAACGAAUAAGGCCCUAAAUGGAUAAAUAAGGGCCUGAGUGAACGAAUAAGGCCCUAAAUGGAUAAAUAAGGGCCUGAGUGAACGAAUAAGGCCCUAAAUGGAUAAAUAAGGGCCUGAGUGAACGAAUAAGGCCCUAAAUGGAUAAAUAAAGGCCUGAGUGAACGAAUAAGGCCCUAAAUGGAUAAAUAAGGGCCGGAGUGAACGAAUAAGGCCCUAAAUGGAUAAAUAAGGGCCGGAGUGAACGAAUAAGGCCCUAAAUGGAUAAAUAAGGGCCUGAGUGAACGAAUAAAGGCCUCAAUGGAUAAAUAAGAUCCGGAGUGAACGAAUAAAGGCCCUAAAUGGAUAAAUAAAGGCCUGAGUGAACGAAUAAGGCCCUAAAUGGAUAAAUAAGGGCCGGAGUGAACGAAUAAGGCCCUAAAUGGAUAAAUAAGGGCCGGAGUGAACGAAUAAGGCCCUAAAUGGAUAAAUAAGGGCCGGAGUGAACGAAUAAGGCCCUAAAUGGAUAAAUAAGGGCCUGCGUGAACGAAUAAGGCCCUAAAUGGAUAAAUAAAGGCCUGAGUGAACGAAUAAGGCCCUAAAUGGAUAAAUAAGGGCCGGAGUGAACGAAUAAGGCCCUAAAUGGAUAAAUAAGGGCCGGAGUGAACGAAUAAGGCCCUAAAUGGAUAAAUAAGGGCCGGAGUGAACGAAUAAGGCCCUAAAUGGAUAAAUAAGGGCCUGAGUGAACGAAUAAAGGCCUCAAUGGAUAAAUAAGAUCCGGAGUGAACGAAUAAAGGAGUUGCCAAAGGCAUUCCCAACCCCAGUUUCUUUGUGAGUCGCGCGCAGAGGGUGCAAAGGCGCUCUACCGCACGCCACGUGUUUGAAAACACAGGCGUGACUGUUUGAGGUUUUAGAAGUUAGUUUUAAGUUAGACUCGGGUUAAUCGUCAACCGAUUGUACUUUUUAUCUGUUUUCUGUAUCUGAUUUCUUUUCUGGCUCGCAGAGCAAUAAAUUGUCCGUUAUCUGCUAUUUCCGUGCAUAUUGUUGCUUGUUUUCUUGCUUGGACCCGACACCCCUUUUCAUAAGUGGGCUACUUGGGGGCCGAACCGGUUUUUUUUUGAUUGUUUGCUCGUGUUUUUUCGUGCCAACGAGCAAUAGUUCGAAGAACAUUGCUCAGGCGAAGAGAUCAACGCGAAAAAUCGACAACCUCGUGCGAUCGAACGAUCCGCGAGAGCAACAGGAGACGGGCCCGAAGAGAUCAACGCGAAAAAUCGACAACCUCGUGCGAUCGAACGAUCCGCGAGAGCAGCAGGAAAACGCAAACUUUUGAACGAAAGUUUGCAGAGGAAAUGCCGAGCACGUACAACACGGAGCCGAGCGACCGGAUGGAAGUGGAGGAGGUGAAGCCGAAGGAUCCCGAGGAGGUGAAGCGAGUCGGCGAGGAAGAGAGCGAGAAGCGGUCAACGCCGACAGAGGAAGAGCUGCUGGGAUGGCCGGAGGUUAGCUUCAAAGAGAGAAGAAGCAGAACGAGGGGGUUUGAGCGAUUUGUGAGUACCGUGGAUUCGGUAGAAGCGGAAAUCAGGAAGAGACUGCGGGAUAUGACGGAGUGCACGGACCGACAGAGAGAUGUCAUCACGGCGCCAAUAAACGCGUUUGCCAAAGAGCUUCGGGAGAGAUUUGAAGAGAUCGGGAAGAAUAAGUGGCAGCGAGAAGUGAUGAGAGUGAUGGAGGCCGGCAAAAUCGAAACCAUAGAGCAGUUGAGAGAAGUGGUAGAGGACAGGAGUGACAGAGGGGGAAACGCUGAAAAUGCCAGGGAGCUGGAGAAACAGAGGAAAAAGAAUCGCGUUUUACAGGAUGUGGCGUCAGCGGAGGCGGAUCGAUUGCGCAAAGCGAUCGAAGUGCUGGAAGGCGAGAAGGAAGCCCUCGGGAAGAAGUUGGAGAGGAGCGAGAAGGCCUGGCGAGCAGAACAUCGGAUGGUGGAGCAGUGGAAGGGGCAAUGGCAGGAAAGCCAGGGUAAACUCAACGAACUGCAGAACAGGAGUCAUCAGAAUGUUCAGGGGCGCUCACCGAAGCAAGGUCAACGAUCCAGAUGCUCCGCGAGCUCAUCGACGUCCGGAAGCUGGAGAAGCCGACGAGGUACGGAGAGGAAGAGAGACAGAAGCGCGGACUGGCGCGAGAAGGUCGCGGGAUGGGAGUUCGCAGACGGGAAGGAGUGUCGGAGAAGGAGAUCGGGGUCCAGGGGUGAGGUGAGGGACAUGGUGAACUGUAUGAGUCGAGUGAUGAAGUCGUCGGCGCUACCGGAACCGAAGCCGUACGAUGGGUCCAGCGAUCUGGGAGAGUUCAAGCGAGCCUUUCUCCUCAAAUACCAUCAUGUGGUGGAGGAUGACGAAGAGCUGAUCACCAUCUUGGAGGACAGAUUCCUGAAGGGACCAGCGAAAUCACUGUUCAAGACGCUGCAAGGACGAUUCUGCCGACCGGUGAAAGAACUGUUCGAGGAGUUCGAGCGGAAGUUGAGGAAGCGGCGGGGGGACAGCAAGACGGAGGCACUCAACACGUUCGACGAUCUGAAGAAAGUGACGGGCCAAAAGAUGUGGGAGUUCUUGGUUGAGGUGGAAAGGUGGUCGAAGAGCGCAUACCCAGAGGUGACCGAGGAGACGCUGUCACAGAUGCGCACGACCAAGCUCAUGAAGGCAGCCAGGGAAGAUGAAACGCUACACAAGAUGCUCAUCAUGCGACGACUGGAAGUGCCGCUGAAGGAUCAAUACGACCUGCUGAAGGAUAUUGUACUGCAGCAAGAGAACGAGGCGCACGGGGACGGCGGACAGAGGAAAAACGGAGGGAAGCCGAAGAAGGAGACGCCGUGGAAAUCGAGAGGAGAGGCGAGACAGCGGAAUCCGGGAGAAGGACAGUCGAGUCAUCAAAUCCCGGGAAAGGAAACGGCAAAGCCGAGCGAGGGCGAGGCGAGGCAGAGGACGGACCCGAGAGAAAUGAAGUGUUUCCGGUGUGGCGGAGUAGGACACUUCAAAAGGGACUGUCUGACGAAACCUGUGCAGAACGUGGGGUUGGAGCGACACGGAGCGGUCGAGGAAGUAGUCGGGGAAGAGUCAGAAGAGACGAUGACAGUUUUGGGACAGAAGCGACGCAUUGUGAUCGACAGCGGGGCGGUGGUCUCAGUCAUAACUACGGGAGCGUGGGAAAGACUGAAGGGAGGUUGUGCCGACUGGGAGAAGAAGGUGAAGGUGUUGGCAAAACCGGUAUUCGCAGUAGUUGACGCGUCGAAGAAGGAGAUGCCUAUCCGGAACCAAGUGAAGCUGGCGGUGCAGAUUCGCGGAAGGACGGCGGAGGUGUUGUUCCAAUUGGUGGAAGGAGACGCGGAGAUGUUCCUGUUGGGCACGAAUGCGUUCAAGGACAUCGGGGUCGAACUGAAGUGGAAAGCGGAGAGAGCAGUUGCUAGAACGGUGAGGAAGCUGAGGAUUCCGCCGCAGAGCUGUUCGCAGAUCGGAGUCAGGGCUGAUGCAGAGUUAGGGACGCAGGUGCUGCUCGAAUCCAGUGAAGAGUGGUUGCCGACGAGCCUGUGCACGACGGACGAGGAAGGUGUGAUGACCGCGAUGGUGUCGAACUGGACGGACUCGCCGUUGCUCAUCAAGAAAGACCAGGUGAUUGGAGUCGUCACAAGAGACUGGCGAGAGUGUGGGACGGAGGAGAGAAAGGAGGUGAACAUGAUGGAGUUGGAGAGGACGCCGCCACUGACAGGAAAGCAGCGAAAAGAAGCAGUAACCCGGAUUCUGAGUGAAAAUGGGGCCAUUUCGAACGCGAAACUGCAGCGAGUGGUGGAGGAGUUCUCGGACGUCUUCGCGAUUGAAGAAAGCGAGUUGUCGCAGACGAAGAUGGGAGAGUGCGUCAUCGAACUGGAGAAGACGACGCCGGUCAGGCAAAAGUGUCGACCUGUUCCGUUGGCGUUGCACGACAGGGUCAGGGCGAUGCUGAGAGACAUGGAGAAGAGGGGAGUCAUCAGGAAAUGCACGUCGCCGUGGGCAAGUGCGGUGGUACUGGUGAAGAAAAAGGAUGGCAGCAUUCGGAUGUGUGUGGACUAUCGCAAACUGAACAGCAUGAUCCGGUUGGACGCUCAUCCGUUGCCGCACAUCGAGUCGACUCUCCAAGCAUUGGGUGAAAAUAAGAUUUUCACAACGCUCGACUUGUUGGCGGGGUACUGGCAAAUCCCGAUGGAGGAGAAGUCGAAGGAUAAGACCGCGUUCACAGUGUUGAACGAGCAGUACGAGUUCCAAGUGAUGCCGUUCGGAUUGGCGACCAGUCCGGCGAUCUUCCAGGCAAUGAUGGAGAAGGUCUUGGGGCAAUGGCUGGGAAAGUCGGUGUUUGUGUACAUCGACGACAUCCUCAUUGCUAGCGGGACGGAGGAAGAGCACACGGAAGACUUGGCGAAGGUAUUGAGGCGGCUGAGGGAGUGCGGACUGAAGCUGAAGGCACAGAAGUGCAAAAUCGGGCAGAAAUCCGUGGAAUACCUCGGGCACAUCGUCAAUGAGUCGGGAAUCAGCACGGAUGGGAAGAAAGUGGAGAAGAUGAAGAACUUUCCAGUGCCGACGGGGCGUGAGGAACUACACUCGUUCCUGGGAUUGUGUGCAUACUACCGAAAUUUUGUACAGAACUUUUCGGCGAUCGCAUCACCAUUGACCCCGCUCACGUCUCCAAAAGUGAGCUGGAGAUGGGGAGACGAGCAGCAAGAAGCGUUCGACGAGUUGAAGAGGAGAAUGACGAGUGCGCCGGUGCUAGCUCAACCAGACAUCGAAGCGGCGAGAAGCUUCGAACGGCCGUUCUGCAUUUUCACGGACGCGUCGGGGCGAGGAAUCGGUGCUGUUCUCGCGCAAGCAGGAAAAGAUGGGAUGGUGCACCCUAUUGCCUUCGCAUCGAAAGCAUUGACGCCGGCGGAGAAGAACUACCACGUCAGCGACAAGGAAGCGUUGGCGGUACUCUUCGCGACACGACGGUUCAAGCACUUCAUCUUCGGAUGUCCGACGACAGUGUACACCGAUCAUCAGCCGUUGACGAGUCUGUUCAAAGCGAAGAAUCUGGCGGACAGAUUGCUCCGGUGGUCAAUGGAAAUGCAAGAUUUCGCGCUGAACAUCGCCUAUCUGAAAGGGAAGGCGAAUGUGGUGGCGGACGCAUUGUCGCGAGGAGGGGCGCCAGAGACGGAGGAGAUGCGAGAAGUGCAAGAGCAGGCCAGGAUGGAGAUUGACCGGGUGAUCAACGUCGUGAGGGUAAUAAAGAAGGAAGAAAGAGAGCGGAACAGUUGGAGAGAAACCCUGGAGAGGGAGAAGGGAUGGAAGGAAAUCAUCGAGAAGCUGGAAAAUGGCGAGAGCGAUGGGAUAGUCGAGAUUCCGGGAGACGGGAAAAGGGACAUCAGGGAAUUCAUGAUAGUCGGUGGAGAGCUGAUGGCAACGACGAAAUACGGAGCGUGUAUGAGAGUAGUUCCGGAAGGGAAGCGGAAGGAGAUAUUCAUGGAAGCGCACGCGGGACCGUUCGGGGGACACUGGGGUCCAGAGAGAGUGAACGCUCUUAUGGGAAAGAAGUUCUGGUGGCCGAGGAUGAGGGCGUGGAUCGAGAAGUGGUCGAAGGAGUGUCAGCAGUGUUUGUGCGGGAACGCCAAACAAAUUCUGACGUCGCCGUUGACACCAAUUGAAGCGAGUGAGCCGUUGGAAGUGGUAGCGCUGGACUUGCUGGAUCUGGGAAGAAGUGGACGUGGGAAUCGGUAUGCACUGACAAUUAUCGAUCUGUUCAGUCGAUAUGCAGGCGCCAUAGCCAUACCGGACAAAACAGCAGAAACAGUGGCCAGAGCAUUCGCGGACAAUUGGAUGCUUCGAGAGGGGAGGAUCCCGAAGGCGGUGCUGACGGAUCAGGGCCUCGAGUUCGCGAAUGCGACGUUCGAAAAGCUCGCGAAACUGUCCAACGUCAAACUCAUCAGAACGAAGGGCUACCACUCACGAAUGAACGGGGCAGUGGAGAGGUUCAACAGAACAAUCCAGACCAUUCUGAAGAAGACGACAAUAAUCCCGACGGAGUGGGACGAGAAACUGCCGUACGCAGUGUUCGCGUACAACACAUGCAAGCACGAAGCGACAGGAGAGAGCCCACAUUAUCUGAUGUACGGAAGAGAUGCGCGGAUCCCCAUGAAAGUGGACUUGGAGGAACGGAUCGGGAAGUACCAGGUGGACGUGGACGACUACAAGCAGAGGCAUGUGGAGCAGAUGAACGAGACGCAGGAAGAGGCGAGGAAGCACGUCAAGAAGGAGCAGGAGCAGGCGAAGAGGUGGUUCGAUGGGAAGCACAAGGUCGACAAGAUCACAUACCCAGCGGUCGGCGACAGGGUACUUGUGCAAGUACCAGCGGAGAAGACAAGGGCGAGACAUCCGAAACUGACGAAUGAAUGGAGGGGACCGUAUCGGGUGUUGAAAGCUACCGGAAAUUCAGCAGAGGUCGCGCAGAUUCUGGGUGGUGAAGACAAAUUCUGGGUACCAUGGGAACAAGUUCGGGCAGUGCCAAGAGAAAUGUCUGACGAAGCAAUCGUCACAAAGGCAAAGCGGGGCAAGCGAGCGGCGCGUCAAGUAGCAGUGAACGCUGUGCAAAUGACUGAAAAGAACGAGGGUCAUGAUGAGGACAGAUAUUCUUACAGAGACUUGGCACUUAAAGGAUGCAGAUGUGACGGAGGACCGUGCGCGAUCGUGGAAAACAAUGUGUCGCACAAAUCCUUGGCAACACUGGCUGCGGGGUUCAUGCUGCGACAGUGGGAGAUCUCAGCCGACGAAGUGUGCAUGGCGGCGCAGUCGACACGGCUCCGAAGUCAACUGGGCAAGGACGAGAAGCAGGAGGCGCUGAGAAGAUUCGCGAGGAAGUGUCCGGAGGUGGCGGCAGCCAUUAUGGAGGGCACAAUGGGCGACGAGUGGAAGAAGGCGGCAGAAGAACUGAAGGAGGAAGUGGAACGACGGCUGCAACCGAAGAAGACGAGCAUUCGGUCGACAGCGGUCAUUCUGGGGCCACGGAUAAACUUCAACAAUUCGGUGUGCUACCAGCUGAAAUCGAACGCGGACGCCGGGUGGGCAGGCAAGUAUGAUUGGAAUAUGGUGCAGAGCGUGGUGGCACUGGUCCCGUGGACGAACAAUGAGGAAAAUCGGAGACGGGCGGCAAUGUUCGAAGCGAUCGCCAAGGACGUUAGGGAGGUCAUUCUCGUGCCGAGCCGACUCAGUUGCACGUAUGGAGAAGUCGGAGCAGUGACCGAGUGGUGGACUACGAGGCUGAAGACUAGCGCGAACGUCACGUUCGUCGAUCCGCUACUGCCAACGGGGCAGAUGCAGAUCCCGCUGGUGGCGGCGCUCCCCGAGAAGUUCGACUGUCCGGAGGCGUUAGCGGAAUUCCUCGGAGGACUACUUCCGAACAACUUGGCAGUCAGCAAGCUGAGGGAGAAUCGAAAGUCGGAGGUGGAUCUGAAGAGGGCGAGACGGGCCUGA
Molecule: messenger RNA, 9183 nt
Organism: Caenorhabditis sp. 36 PRJEB53466
Lineage: Eukaryota; Metazoa; Nematoda; Chromadorea; Rhabditida; Rhabditidae
Source: the annotation of a GenBank genome assembly